Molecule: messenger RNA, 1204 nt
Organism: Limulus polyphemus (Atlantic horseshoe crab)
Lineage: Eukaryota; Metazoa; Arthropoda; Merostomata; Xiphosura; Limulidae
Product: ATPase ASNA1 homolog
Exons: 2
Coding region: 111-1118 (335 amino acids)
Biological process (GO): post-translational protein targeting to endoplasmic reticulum membrane
Cellular component (GO): GET complex
Molecular function (GO): ATP hydrolysis activity; ATP binding
Source: RefSeq, a predicted model, not a curated record
UUAGUGUUAGGCUUAAGAGAGUAAAGCUGAGAAACGCGAGGCUUAUUUUCCACUACGUUUUCUCAUAAAGUAUUCGCGUUGUAACAUCAGUUCAUUUAUUUCUUAACAUAAUGGCUGAUUGUGAAAUGUUACCAUUAGAAGCCUCAGUUAAAAAUGUGUUAGAGCAAACAUCUUUGAAAUGGGUUUUUGUGGGUGGUAAAGGUGGUGUAGGUAAAACCACGUGUAGUUGUAGUCUUGCUAUUCAGCUUUCAGCCGUGAGGGAAAGUGUUUUAAUUAUAUCGACAGAUCCCGCCCAUAAUAUUUCUGACGCUUUCGACCAAAAAUUUUCAAAGAUUCCAACCCUUGUAAAAGGUUUUGACAAUUUGUUCGCAAUGGAAAUUGAUCCUAAUAUGGGAGUGUCUGAACUUCCAGAUGAAUAUUUUGAAGAUGAUGAUCCUAUGCGAGUUGGAAAAAACAUGAUGCAAGAGUUGUUAGGAGCUUUUCCAGGAAUUGAUGAAGCUAUGAGCUAUGCGGAAGUCAUGAAACUUGUAAAAAGUAUGAACUUUUCAGUCGUCAUAUUUGACACGGCCCCAACUGGACAUACCCUACGUUUAUUAUCAUUCCCACAAGUAGUGGAGAAGAGUCUUGGAAAACUAAUUCGCCUGAAAUCUCAUCUUAGUCCUUUCAUAUCUCAGGUAGCAUCAGUUUUUGGUUUGCAGGAUGUCACUGCAGAUGUAAUGUCCUCAAAAGUUGAAGAAAUGCUCCCAGUUAUUCAGCAGGUGAACAAACAGUUUCGGGACCCAGAACAAACAACAUUUGUAUGUGUUUGUAUUGCUGAGUUUCUUUCACUCUACGAAACUGAGCGUCUGGUACAGGAACUGACAAAGUGUGGGAUUGAUACUCAUAAUAUUAUUGUAAACCAACUUUUGUUCCCUCAACAGGGAGAAGCACCAUGCCGCAUGUGUGUAGCUCGGUAUAAGCUCCAGUCGAAAUAUCUGGAACAGAUUGCUGAUCUGUAUGAGGACUUUCAUGUUACAAAACUUCCUCUACUUGACCAUGAGGUUCGGGGAACAGCUGAGGUCAAGGAAUUCUCGAAGCUUUUAGUUGAACCAUAUUGCCCCAAAGUCUGCAUAAAAUAAACCCUUUUUUUUCCUUUCUUUGAAAUAUAUGUAAGAAAGUUUGCAACUACAUGUUAUUAUCUAAUUAAGCACACUAUGUAUUCAGU